Messenger RNA from Lodderomyces pseudojiufengensis, 2058 nucleotides. RefSeq names its product Irs4p (gene IRS4). Gene Ontology annotation, biological process: endosomal transport; endocytosis; actin cortical patch assembly. Gene Ontology annotation, cellular component: plasma membrane; cytoplasm; mating projection tip. The transcript has a single exon. Gene Ontology annotation, molecular function: protein binding. The coding region runs from base 1 to 2058 and encodes 685 amino acids. The record is from RefSeq and is a predicted model, not a curated record. Lineage: Eukaryota; Fungi; Ascomycota; Pichiomycetes; Serinales; Debaryomycetaceae.
AUGGCAGCUAGCAAUACAGCUGCAAAUGCUGCAGCACUUGCGGCAUUUAAUGCUGGAAAGAAAAAGGAUGAUUCAAACUUAAACACAACUAAUAAUCAAUUACCUAAACAAAAUAAACUACGAACAACAAAUUCAUAUCAUAAUUCAAGAGUUGGAACACCAAAUUCAAUUGCACAUAAGAAAUAUGGAAAUUAUGCAUCAGAUAUAUCAUCAUCACCUGCAUCAGCACUAUCUCCACUGGCCUGGGAUUAUCCAGUAAGGAAUUCAAAUUCAUCUUCAGAUGUGGACCAAAAUCAACAACAACAACAACAACAACAACAACAACCACAAUCACAACAAGAUUAUUUUGCAUUAUCUCCUCAUAAUAACUCAAGAAGUGACAUUUUCAAACAACCAAGACAUCUGCCUCAUACACCAAAAGAUAUGAUAAAUAGUGUAAAAAAUUCAAUUGAUUCAAAAGCUAUAGUAAAUGAUGCAAAUUCAAAACGACUAUCUUUAGAUUAUUCACCUCAAGAAAUGUUAAAAAAUUUAAAAACCACAUUAAAUAAUAAAUCUAAAGCUCAAAAGCAGCCUAGAACAUUAGAUCAAAAGGGACAAACGUUUAUAAAUGAUAUGAGAGAUAAAAUUGAUAAUACUAUGAAAUCAGCAUCAAAUAAUAUGGAAAAUUUAACAUUAUCACCAGCAUUAGAUUUUGAUAGUCCUAUUGAUAUUAAAAUUAAUAGAAGUUUAAAUGGUUCUUACUCGUCAUUUGAAUCACAAUUAGAUCGAAAAAGUAUAGAUAGAAAAAAUGAACCAAUUAGAAAUUUUUCAUUGGAAAGUCAAGAACCAAUAGUUAAUCAUGAUAUAAAUAUAGAUAUUACUGAUCAUGAUGAUGAUUUGAAUGCAACUUCAACUACUAGAAUUACUCCACUGGGACAAGAUAUAAUAAUACCUGUUAAAUUACAUGAUAAUGAUAAACAAUCAUUACUGUCAAAGACAAGAAGAAAACCACCUCCACCUCUGUCAGAUACUGAAUAUCCAAGUGAUUCAGAUAUGGAUUAUUUGAGUGGAGGUGAAAAUGAAGAAUUAAGAAAUAAAAUGAUGCUUAAUGCUAAAUCAGGUGAUACUUUUUCAAGUGGUGAAUUCCUACCUUUAGCUGAUGAUAUUAUAUCAUUAACUGAUAAUGAUGAAAUUGAACAAGAUCAGGAGCAGCCAAAAUUUGAAGGUUCCAAGUUUCCUCAAUUUCCAGAUUUGAAAAAACAUCACCAUCAUCAUCAUAUACAUAAUGAUAAACAUUUAUUUAGAAAAAAGAAUAGAGAAGGAAUAGCUUAUACGCCAAACGAAAAUAUAAGUGACGAAGAAUUAGAAAAACAUAAUCAAAAUCAAAAAUUAUUACAUUCUCAAACAUAUCCACCACCAGUUCAAUUUAAAAAAACAAUGAGAAAAACAAAUAAAAGAAAAGAAAAAAAAUCAAAAUUUGAUGAAUAUAAACCUUGGAAAAAUCAUAAUGAAUUAAAUUAUUUAACUGAUUCAGAGAAAAAAAGAUAUGAAGGUGUUUGGGUUAGUAAUAAAGGUAAUUAUAUGAAUUUUUUAGUUACAAAAUUAAAUGGAGUUGAUUAUAAUGCUUUGGAAGAUCCUAAUAAAGUAUCUUUUGUACAUCAAGAAGAUUCAAUGAAAGCUGCAUUAAUAUCGACAAACACCGUUAGCAAAGAUCAACAAGAAAAACCAACCAACCAAUCAGAAAACAAUUCAAAAUCAAAAACUACUCAAACAAAAGAAGAAGAAAUGAAUGAUAAAUUACAUCAUUUAAAUCAUGCAGAAAUAAAUCAAUUAAUAUCAGGUUGUGUUGUAAAAAGAAUAUGGAAUAGAUCAAGAUUACCAGAUGAUAUAUUAGAACAAGUUUGGAACUUAGUUGAUUUUAGAAGAGAUGGUUCAUUAAAUAAAAAUGAAUUCUUGGUGGGGAUGUGGUUAGUUGAUCAAUGUUUAUAUGGUAGAAAAUUACCAAAAAAAUUAGAUUCUAUUGUAUGGGAAAGUCUUGGUGGUAUUGGAGUUAAUGUAAAUUUAAAAAAAAUGAAAUAA